CCGCUGAGUGUUCGUUCGGGACUUUCGUUCGAAUUUCAGUGUCGAAUGUAGAUCUGUAAAGUUCUGUGGAAAGCAUAGUGUUUGGGCUCCGAGAUAUUCCUGCCCCUGCCGGCAACGCACCGAAGGUGAGACAUGGCGGACAGCGAACCCCAACAGAAGAAACAUGUUGCGAGACAAUCCGGUCGCAAAGCUGAAAAGAAAAAAGCCAAGACAGGCAAACAUGGGAAGUCGAGCAACCCGAAGGCUUUCGCCUUCCAAUCGGCCGUCAAAGCGGAGAAAAUGUUCCGGCGGAAGAAAGAUCUUCAAGAGAAACGUCAUCACGUGCCCAUGGUCGACAGAACACCGGUCGAACCUCCACCGUUCGUCAUUUCGAUCAUGGGACCCCCUAAGGUCGGCAAGAGCACCUUGAUGAAAGGUCUCAUACGGAAUUACACUCGUCAGAUCGUCCACAACAUCAACGGUCCCGUUACCGUCGUGUCUGGAAAGAAACGGCGUCUGACGCUAAUGGAAUGCAACAACGAUAUAAACUCGAUGAUAGACACGGCUAAGGUUGCGGACCUAGUUCUUCUCCUAGUCGACGCAUCUUACGGAUUCGAGAUGGAAACCUUCGAGUUCCUCAACAUAUGCCAACACCACGGUUUCCCGCGAAUCAUGGGAGUCCUGACGCAUCUGGACCAAUUCAAAAACCAUAAAACACUGCGGAACACAAAGAAACAAAUGAAGCAUAGGUUCUGGACCGAGAUCUAUCAGGGCGCAAAAGUAUUCUACCUCUCAGGCUUGGUUCGUGGCGAUUACCUUAAGCACGAGGUGCACAACCUGGGUCGCUUCAUUUCCACCAUGAAAUUCCGACCACUCGACUGGAGAACCAGUCAUCCGUACGUGCUCGUAGAUCGCAUCGAAGAUGUGACGAAUCAGGAGCUUGUCCGGCAGAAUCCGAAAACCGAUCGAACGGUGUGCGUCUAUGGAUAUUGCCGGGGGGCUCAUCUGAAACAAAACCACUUGAUCCAUAUACCAGGUUGUGGGGAUUAUACAGCCCAUGAUGUCUCUUUCUUGCCGGACCCUUGUCCUCUGCCUGAGAAACUCAAGAAGCGAUCAUUGGACGAUAAAGAGAAACUGAUUUAUGCGCCGAUGUCGGGGGUUGGGGGCGUUGUCUUCGACAAGGACGCGGUGUACAUCGAUCUCAAGGGGAGCCAUUCACACCAGCGAGAAGACGCUGGCGAAGAGGACGAACUUUUGGGAGGGCUCUUGCAGAUCAAGGUGCCUCUCGACGAGAAAAUCAACAAAACGGAUUUUACUCUGCUUUCCGGAACUCGACCGUUCGACGAGGAUCAGACCGAAGAGUGAGACGAUGACGACGAUGACGUGGACAGCGAAGACGGAGACGAGGAUGAGGACAAUGAUGAAUCUGGGGAUGAAUGCUCAGAAAGCGAGGACGAAUUGCUCGAUGGGAAAGCCGUCAUCCCGACGGAAGAAAUUGAGAUGGCCGAACCUGAGGACGACGACUCCGAAUCCGAAGACGAGGAUGGAGGGCCUCUGAGCGCUAGAGAUGCCAUGAUGAAGAGACUUGCGGAUGGUUACGCGGCGCACAAAAAACUCGGAAAUUGGCAGUUUCUCGUCUACGGCGAUGUCAACGCGGUCGAAGCCGAGCCAGAAGCGGAGCACGAUGAGAACGAAGAGAUUCUCGGUGGGCUGUUCAUCAAAGCCAAGAAAUCCGAACGGAAGGCUCAAGUGAAGAAAGACCUGAACGCCCCAGAGAACACGCGGUUCCAUGCCACGAACGAGGAGCUUGAUUUCGACGAGAUGUGUGAGGCGAUCCGAGAUUGUUUCGUCACCGGCAAGUGGGGCAAGGACGAAGACGCAGAACAGCUUCUGGCUCGUAACAAAGAAGACAACGAUGACGAAAUUUUCGGGGACUUUGAAGAUCUCGAAAAAGAGCUGAAGGAAGAAGAGCAGGCCGGAAAAGAGCAAGAAGAUGCAGAAGAGCACAAACCACAGAAGAAAGCCACCACCCGAGAAGAGAGGAUAAAACAAAUCGAAGAAAAAAGAAUCGAGAAGAAAAAACGUUUGAAAGCGAUGUUCGAUCAGGACUACGAUGAAAAAGGCGAAGAGAAGACAUUAUACGACGAGAUGAAGGAGGAAAUGAAUCAGCAAUCUCAGCUCAACAAAAGCGAGUUCGCUGAUUUGGACGAUGAACGACGAGUGCUCUACGAGGGCUUCAGACCGGGCUUAUAUGUCCGUGUGGAGCUCCGGAAAAUGCCUUGCGAGUUCAUACAGAAUUUCGAUGCCUCGUACCCUGUGAUACUCGGAGGUCUGAAUACCGCAGAGAACCGGAUGGGAUACGUCCAGGUCCGCAUGAAGAAACAUCGAUGGUUUAAGAAACUGCUGAAAAGCGCCGAUCCGAUGAUCAUGUCGCUCGGUUGGAGGAGAUUCCAGACGACUCCGUUAUUCUUCACGGUCGACCACAAUAUGCGACAGAGAUUCCUCAAAUAUACCCCGAUGCACAUGCACUGUAAUGCUGCGUUCUGGGGACCGAUCACUCCUCAGAAUUCGGGUUUCAUCGCGAUCCAGAGUUCCGUUCAGGAGAAAUCAGAUUUCAGAAUAUGCGCGGCUGGAGUCGUGAUCGAGAUCGAUAAGACGACUCAGAUAGUGAAGAAACUAAAACUCACCGGCACGCCCACGCAAGUGAAAAACAAAACCGCUUUCAUAGAGGGAAUGUUCAACAGUGUCCUCGAAGUUACGAAGUUCGAAGGUGGAGCUCUGCGGACGGUCUCCGGGAUCCGGGGGCAGAUCAAGAAACCGAUCAAGACUCCCGCGGGGGCGUUCCGCGCUGCGUUCGAGGAUAAGAUUCUUAAGUCGGACAUAGUGUUCCUCAGAACGUGGUACACCGUACCGGUGCCGAAGUUCUGCGUCAAUGUGACGACACUCCUCUUGCCAAUUGAUCAGAAGGACCAGUGGAAAGGAAUGAAGACCGUCGGUCAAUUGCGAGCAGAACGAGGCCUCAAAGCACCGAUGAAUCAGGAUUCGCUCUACACCGGUGCUGAACGGCGAGAAUAUUUCCAUAAGCCUGUGCGGGUUCCGAAGAGUCUCCAAGCCGCUCUUCCCUACAAGGAGAAACCGAAGACGGAAACGAUGGUGGAAGGCGGGAACGCGCUCCAGAGAGUCGCUAUAAUACCGGACGAGAAAGAACAGCAAGUCGGGAAAGUUUUCAACAUGAUAAAGACUGUCCACCAGGAAAAGCAGCUGAAGUUGCGGAAGGAGAUGGAGGAUAGGGUGAGACAGCAUAAGCGGACCAUGGAAGCUCAAGAGCUCAAACGACUUGUAAAGCAGAGACAGGUCAAAAGACACAUAUGUAAAGUACUCCAACAGAACGAAGCUAAACGCAUGAAAAUGCAGCAAAGGGGAACUAGCGGUAAACGGAAGCUAGAAUAA
This is a messenger RNA of Galendromus occidentalis (western predatory mite), 3429 nucleotides long. Its product is annotated as ribosome biogenesis protein BMS1 homolog. NCBI's taxonomy places the organism in Eukaryota, Metazoa, Arthropoda, Arachnida, Mesostigmata, Phytoseiidae. The record is from RefSeq and is a predicted model, not a curated record. Gene Ontology annotation, biological process: endonucleolytic cleavage of tricistronic rRNA transcript (SSU-rRNA, 5.8S rRNA, LSU-rRNA); maturation of SSU-rRNA from tricistronic rRNA transcript (SSU-rRNA, 5.8S rRNA, LSU-rRNA); ribosome biogenesis. Gene Ontology annotation, cellular component: nucleus; 90S preribosome. Gene Ontology annotation, molecular function: GTPase activity; U3 snoRNA binding; GTP binding.